This is a messenger RNA of Rhagoletis pomonella (apple maggot), 336 nucleotides long. Its product is annotated as probable arginine--tRNA ligase, cytoplasmic. NCBI's taxonomy places the organism in Eukaryota, Metazoa, Arthropoda, Insecta, Diptera, Tephritidae. The record is from RefSeq and is a predicted model, not a curated record. Bases 31 to 291 code for a protein of 86 amino acids. The transcript is spliced from 2 exons.
GAAGUGUACACAAGGUUGGAAAAUGAGAACAUGAAGCUAAAGGAUCGAUUAGCAAUUUGGAGUAAGGUUAUUGUUGCAGAAGAAAACGCUGCAACCAUUGCAGUUGUUGCAAAAUAUGUGCCAGCAGUAGUGCCCACCGCCGUCGGUGCAAUGAGGGCUGAGCAAACGCCAUCUCCUGGGCAUUCCCACAGCUUGCCGACUCCAGCUAUUAUAUCACAUGUGAAUGCAACUUCAGCUAAAUUUGAUUAUUAUCAGUGCAAUAGUAUCUUGUCUUGGGCAAAAGCACUAUAGACUGCUGGCACAAAUAAAUCGCCCAGAGAUAUAGCCAACGAAAUA